UCUUUCUCCCUUACCGUCCUGGCGAGAAGGACGCACUAGCUGGCGCAGCAGCCUCUCCGCUCUGCCUGUCAAUUACUACAGUGGUGUCGCUAGUCAGACUCCCGAGCCCUCUCCCGUGACUUUCUCUGCAUCGUUGAGCUGCUCACGCCAGAAUGAACGGCCCGGUGGACGGAUUGUACGACGCUGAGCACUAUGGUUCCUUCAUGUUCACCUCUGAGUCCGUGGGGGAGGGACAUCCAGACAAGAUCUGCGACCAGAUUAGCGACGCUGUGCUGGACGCUCACCUAAAGCAGGACCCAGAUGCCAAGGUGGCCUGUGAGACAGUCUGUAAGACGGGCAUGGUGCUACUCUGCGGGGAGAUCACAUCUCGGGCCAAUGUGGACUACCAGAAGAUUGUGAGAGAGACCAUCAGGCAAAUCGGCUAUGACAACUCAGAGAAAGGUUUUGACUAUAAGACCUGCAAUGUUCUGGUGGCUCUGGAGCAGCAGUCGCCCGACAUCGCCCAGGGUGUUCACAUCGACCGGAUGGAGAGUGACAUCGGAGCUGGAGACCAGGGCCUGAUGUUCGGCUACGCCACUGAUGAGACAGAGGAGUGCAUGCCUCUCACCAUUGUCCUCGCCCACAAACUCAAUGCCAAGAUGGCUGAGCUGAGACGGAACGGCACAGUCCCCUGGCUCCGCCCUGACUCCAAGACCCAGGUGACAGUUCACUACACCCAGGAGAACGGGGCAGUGAUUCCUCGCAGAGUUCACACCGUGGUCAUCUCAGUGCAGCAUGACGACUAUGUGAGCCUGGAGGAGCAGAAGCACGUGCUCAAGGAGAAGGUCAUCAAGGCUGUUGUUCCGGCCAAGUACCUGGAUGACAACACGGUCUAUCACUUGCAGCCCAGCGGACGUUUCGUCAUCGGUGGGCCCCAGGGCGACGCGGGAGUGACCGGUAGGAAGAUCAUCGUGGACACAUAUGGCGGCUGGGGUGCCCACGGGGGCGGGGCCUUCUCCGGUAAGGAUUACACCAAGGUGGACCGGUCCGCCGCCUACGCUGCGCGCUGGGUUGCCAAGUCCCUGGUCAAGUCUAACCUGUGCAGGAGGGUGCUGGUGCAGGUGUCCUACGCCAUCGGAGUGUCCGCGCCACUGUCCAUCUCCCUGUUCACGUACGGCUCCUCCCAGAAGAGUGAGAAGGAGUUGCUGCAUAUCGUCAACAAGAACUUUGACCUCCGACCUGGGUUCAUCGUCAGAGACCUAGACCUGAAAAGACCCAUCUACCAGAAGACGGCCUGCUACGGCCACUUUGGCAGGAAAGAGUUUCCCUGGGAAGUGGCCAAGAACCUCAACUUCUAGUUUGUUGCUGGGGCUGUGUUGAUGACACGGGCAGGUGUCUCACGUGUUGCUGUUACCCAGUAUGCAACAGCCAAGCUGGCAGCUGUUAGGGGUACUGGGAGGGUGGACACCGGUGGGGUAAAGGGGAGUGUACUCUCUCUUGCUUUCUUAUUGGAUAAAUGAAAACCCUCUGUCAUAAAACGGGAUAGGGCUACAAAGGGGAGGUGGCUAUGAUUCAUAACAUCAACUGCUCUCCCUUCCGCCCAGCUCAAUGGUCAUCAAAUUUGUGAAAUGGCUUGUCGAUAUUUUUAACAUGCAGUACAUCCCCC
Messenger RNA from Esox lucius (northern pike), 1645 nucleotides. Its product is annotated as S-adenosylmethionine synthase-like. Gene Ontology annotation, biological process: S-adenosylmethionine biosynthetic process. The record is from RefSeq and is a predicted model, not a curated record. Gene Ontology annotation, cellular component: cytosol. Bases 153 to 1337 code for a protein of 394 amino acids. The transcript is spliced from 9 exons. Lineage: Eukaryota; Metazoa; Chordata; Actinopteri; Esociformes; Esocidae. Gene Ontology annotation, molecular function: methionine adenosyltransferase activity; ATP binding.